Molecule: messenger RNA, 1374 nt
Organism: Ostrea edulis (European flat oyster)
Lineage: Eukaryota; Metazoa; Mollusca; Bivalvia; Ostreida; Ostreidae
Product: D-beta-hydroxybutyrate dehydrogenase-like
Exons: 9
Coding region: 191-991 (266 amino acids)
Molecular function (GO): oxidoreductase activity
Source: RefSeq, a predicted model, not a curated record
UACAGCGUAAUCCAGAGAAAUUACGCGAAAAAAGGCCUUGUGAAGAAAAUCGGUGUUUCAACAUUAGCCAAGAUGGUGAUCCACAAAUGUGUGUCGGUGUCUACCUGUACUGACGGUACACUUCGUUCCCGAUCUCGCCGUGACUUGAAUUUUAACUUAAUUUAGGAGUGCAGAGGUCAGCCUUACUUGGAUGUCAAACGAUAUGGAUUUAUCUGGAAAGGUGGCCUUGGUUACGGGAUCAACAAGUGGAAUUGGCUUAGGGAUUCUUCGAACUCUUGCCAAGAAAGGAUGUGCCGUUAUAUUAACAGGAUUAGGUGACCAAGCCUCUAUUGAAGAACUUGUAGAGGAAGUCAAAUCAUUGUGCGAAGGCAGAGUUUCGUUUGUACCAUGUGAUAUGCGAUCACGCGAGUCAGUUCAUCAGAUGUGCCAUGAAAUUUCAAAAUUGUAUCCCGAUGGAGUCGACAUACUCGUUAACAAUGCAGGGAUCAACCACGUGACGCCUAUUGACGAGUAUCCAGAUGAAAAAUGGGAUGAGAUGAUCAGUAUUAUGCUAUCAGCUCCUUUUGAUCUGAUUAAAUACUUCAUACCUUGCAUGAAAAAGAAACGGUGGGGUCGGAUCAUCAACAUAGCCUCCAUGAUGGGACUGAUCAGUCAACCAGGCAAAGCGGUGUACAGCACAGCUAAAUCUGGAAUCAUCGGGCUAUCCAGGGGCGUUGCCCUUGAGGGAGCACCUUUUGGUGUCACGUGUAACGCAGUGUGCCCUGGUUAUGUGUAUACAGCAGUGACUGAGCCACAGGUGCGCGCUUUCCAGGAAAAGGAAGGAAUAUUAACAUACGAAGAAGCUAAGAACAAAUUCUUUUCCCGGGCUCCUACAGGAAAAGCGGUUGAAAUAGAACAGAUAUGUGAUUUGGUAUUGUUCCUGUGUUCCUCUGGAGCAGACAGUAUGACGGGGUCUCCAAUCGUUAUCGAUGGAGGCUUCACUGUUCAGUAGCAUAUAAAGUUUUGUCAAAUGUGCGGGUUUGUGUGCUAUUAGUUUAAGACCGUUUGAUAUUCGCCACUUUUUUGUAGUAUAAUUGUGAUUUAAAAGUAGAUGUAUACACAGUAUACUUUUUUGUAAAUUGCUAAAAUAUUUUAUCAUCAGCGAAUAACUUCAUCAAGGUUAUCAGAAAUAAUGUUUUAACCAGAAACCUGUUUAUAAGUGUAUGUUCUGUCGGGUAUAACUGAAUAUCAAUAUAAACAUAUCCCAGAUUAGUGAUCAGUUAGUGAUCAGUUGUUCAGUUUUAUUAAUGUGCUUAAUUAAUAACAAAUUGGUAUUAUUUUUAUGAUAUUCUUAAUCAUGUAAUAUUACACAAAUAAAUGUCAUUUUUACCCGAA